CUUCCGGUGACUGGCGGAAGCAGGGGCCGGUGGCUGCGGACGCCGGGGUCCCGAAGCAUGGCGGGGGAGGGGCCGGGGGAGGUGUGCACCGAUCAGGCUAGGGCGACCCUCGCCCCGGCCCCUUGAGUCAGGACUCGACAGAUGUAAUAAUGGAUCAUCAUGUUUCCACCAUUAAACCUAGAAGAAUCCAAAACCAGAAUGUCAUUCACCGUUUGGAACGCCGGCGCAUCAGUUCAGGCAAGGCAGGUACCCACUGGCACCAGGUUCGCGUGUUCCACCAGAAUGUCUUUCCCAACUUCACAGUUGUCAACGUUGAGAAGCCUCCUUGUUUCCUGCGUAAAUUCUCGCCUGAUGGACGCUACUUUAUUGCUUUUUCUUCUGACCAAACAUCUCUUGAAAUCUAUGAAUACCAGGGCUGCCAGGCAGCAGAGGACCUCCUUCAGGGAUAUGAGGGAGAGAUCCUGUCCAAUGGCAAUGACCAGCGGUCAGUUAGUAUCCGAGGCCGGCUCUUUGAGCGCUUUUUUGUCCUGUUGCACAUUACUAAUGUAGCGGCCAAUGGUGAGCACCUGAACCGGGAGUGUAGCCUCUUCACUGAUGACUGCCGAUGCGUCAUCGUGGGCUCCGCUGCCUACCUCCCAGACGAACCUCACCCUCCUUUCUAUGAGGUAUAUCGGAACAGUGAGUCAGUGACUCCCAACCCACGAUCCCCUCUAGAGGACUAUUCCCUUCAUAUCAUUGACCUUCACACUGGCCGCUUAUGUGACACACGUACAUUCAAGUGUGAUAAAGUGGUCUUGUCACACAAUCAAGGGUUGUACUUAUACAAAAACAUCCUGGCCAUAUUGUCUGUGCAGCAGCAGACCAUUCAUGUCUUCCAGGUGACUCCUGAAGGCACUUUUAUUGAUGUACGGACCAUCGGCCGCUUCUGCUAUGAGGAUGACCUGCUCACUGUGUCAGCCGUUUUCCCUGAGGUGCAGCGGGACAGCCAGACAGGCAUGGCCAAUCCCUUUAGGGACCCUUUCAUCAACUCCCUGAAACACCGGUUGCUGGUGUACCUCUGGCGCCGUGCAGAGCAGGAUGGUAGUGCGAUGGCCAAGAGGCGCUUCUUCCAGUACUUUGACCAACUACGGCAGCUGCGCAUGUGGAAGAUGCAGCUUCUGGAUGAAAACCAUCUGUUUAUCAAGUAUACCAGUGAGGACGUAGUGACGCUGAGGGUCACAGAUCCAUCUCAGGCCUCGUUCUUUGUGGUGUACAAUAUGGUGACAACUGAGGUGAUUGCCGUGUUUGAGAACACGUCAGAUGAGCUUUUGGAACUCUUUGAGAACUUCUGUGAUCUCUUCCGUAAUGCUACCCUGCAUAGUGAAGUCCAGUUUCCCUGCUCAGCUUCCAGCAACAAUUUUGCAAGACAGAUCCAGCGCCGGUUCAAAGACACGAUUAUAAAUGCCAAGUACGGAGGGCACACGGAGGCAGUGCGCCGGCUGCUAGGCCAGCUCCCCAUCAGUGCCCAGUCUUACAGUGGGAGCCCUUAUCUGGAUUUGUCUCUCUUCAGCUACGAUGACAAGUGGGUGUCAGUCAUGGAGCGACCCAAGACUUGCGGAGAUCACCCUAUCAGGUUCUAUGCCCGGGACUCUGGCCUGCUCAAGUUUGAGAUUCAGGCAGGCUUAUUGGGCCGCCCCAUCAACCACACAGUGCGACGCCUCGUUGCCUUCACCUUUCACCCUUUUGAGCCUUUUGCUAUUUCUGUGCAGAGGACUAAUGCGGAGUAUGUCGUCAACUUCCAUAUGCGACACUGCUGCACCUAGCUGCCUCAUCACAACCAUGCCUCUGGCCUUCUAGGACUUUGCCCCCUGCUUGUCUCAGUGGAUUCGAGCAAAAGCUGCUGGCUGCUAGCUUUUGGGGUUCCAGACCAAUAUACCUCCAUGGGACAGAGCCAGAGAGGAGCUGGGGGUAGGGGAGCACAACCUAGUGGGACUUUGCUGUUGUAUACAAUACUGCUACUGAUCUUUUAUUUUAUUUUAUUUUUUCUUUUUGAGACAGGGUCUUCCUGUAGCCCCAGCUGGCCUGGAACUGUUUAGACCAGGCUGGCCUCGAUCUCACAGAAAUCCGUGUCUCUGCCUCCCAAGUGCUGGGAUCAAAGGCGUCCACCACAAUGCCUGGUGUUGAUCGAUCAAUUUUUAAAGUUACCUUGCUUUUCCCUUUGGGAAUGCCCAGCAUUAAUUAAGUCCAUUUAAUUUUGUUUACUUAGCAGUUUAUGACUGUGAAGGUAAAAGCAUUACGUCUUUCCCCCUCGAUGUCACUUCUUUGGCAUUAUGGUCUGCAGCCUGUAGCAGAUAAAUGCUGUUUAUUCAUGAGAAGUAUGUAUCUUUUCCAUUUCUCCAGUGAGCAGGGCUGUCUUUGUAAGAGAAAAAUAAAGCCUUGGUAUUUUCUUAUA
Nannospalax galili (Upper Galilee mountains blind mole rat) is the source of this 2431-nucleotide messenger RNA. RefSeq names its product DET1 partner of COP1 E3 ubiquitin ligase (gene Det1). Bases 150 to 1802 code for a protein of 550 amino acids. Lineage: Eukaryota; Metazoa; Chordata; Mammalia; Rodentia; Spalacidae. The record is from RefSeq and is a predicted model, not a curated record. Gene Ontology annotation, cellular component: nucleus; cullin-RING ubiquitin ligase complex. Gene Ontology annotation, biological process: protein ubiquitination; positive regulation of proteasomal ubiquitin-dependent protein catabolic process. The transcript has 5 exons. Gene Ontology annotation, molecular function: ubiquitin-like ligase-substrate adaptor activity; ubiquitin protein ligase binding.